Schistocerca gregaria is the source of this 1709-nucleotide messenger RNA. Its product is annotated as eukaryotic translation initiation factor 4E-like. The transcript has 5 exons. Gene Ontology annotation, molecular function: RNA 7-methylguanosine cap binding; translation initiation factor activity. The record is from RefSeq and is a predicted model, not a curated record. Lineage: Eukaryota; Metazoa; Arthropoda; Insecta; Orthoptera; Acrididae. The coding region runs from base 471 to 1103 and encodes 210 amino acids. Gene Ontology annotation, biological process: translational initiation. Gene Ontology annotation, cellular component: eukaryotic translation initiation factor 4F complex; cytoplasm.
AUCAUGUGGCCGCACCUUUAUAUGUACAAUUAAUGAUACAGAAAAUGAACAGAGAAAUGCGAGAAAUUCACUGUAGCGUUGGAACAUUUUGCGUAGUAGGUGAUGUCAACAAUUUUAAUUUUAAUUUGAAUAUUGAGUCGCAGAAGAAAUAUCCAUGUUUUAUUUACGAGAUGUUAAACCCUAAUCUUUCUUCUAUUGUCCAUGUUGUGAAGAGUCAUUAAUACUAUGGUAUAUAAUUUAACUUUUCAUUACAUAGGAUACCCGUUUAACAGCUUGAAAACAGAAUUUUAUCACCACUGCUACCAUUUAGAGGUGAAGUUUAGUGAUUGAGAAAGUAACUCGAGUAUCCUAUAUGUAGUUGUUGACCAGUGAUGAGUUUUGAGAUGGCUUCAUGGAAAGUAAGUGUCGAUUUGACCACUAGAUGGCUCUGUGACAAUUCGGACAAAUAAUGGUGGUUCGUCUCUUGUGACAUGGCUGAGAAUAAAGUCGAUGGUAUGGAGGAUACGGACAAGAAAGAAGACGGUGUUAAUGAUGUAUCACCAGAACUCUCUAUUAAACACCCGUUGCAAAACACAUGGACUCUGUGGUAUUUAGAUAACGACAAACAGAAGAGCUGGGAGGAAAAUCAGAAAGAAGUAACAAGCUUUCAGACAGCGGAGGACUUCUGGAGUUUAUACAAUCAUAUUAAAGCAGCAAGUGAACUGCGACAAGGCUGCGAUUACUCGUUAUUCAAGAAGGGUAUUCGACCAAUGUGGGAAGAUGAAGUGAAUAAAAGGGGUGGGCGUUGGUUGAUUAACUUGGAGAAGAAACAGAGAGCUAGUGAUCUGGAUAACUUCUGGCUGGAAAUAUUACUGUGUCUGAUUGGUGAAGCAUUUGAUGAAUACAGUAGUCAAGUCUGUGGAGCUGUUGUCAAUAUAAGGGCAAAAGGAGACAAGAUUGGCCUUUGGACAUCUGAUGCUUCAAAUGAACAAAGUAUUAUGAAAAUAGGGCAUAAACUUAAAGAGAGGCUGAAGAUUGGUCGAAAUAUUACAAUAAGCUACCAGAGUCACAAAGAUACAAUGGCAAAAUCUGGAUCAGCAACAAAGAUCACAUACUCUGUAUAACAUCUUCUCAUGUUUAGUUUUUCAAAAAAUGUGAGAAUACACAAGACUGUGACAGCUGAAAAUAGAACAUGUGCAGCCUGAGUUUUUUUGUUUAUUCUAGCUAAUAUUUGAUUUUGUGGUGAGUUUAUAAGAGAACAUUGUUUAAUUUUAUUUAUUUAAAAUAACAAAAUUUAUGUGUUGUUCUGGUGGCUCACAAAGAUUUGAACAAUGCUGAAGAAACUGUUUUGGAAUUUUGUCAUUUCCUUAAUUUUGAAUUAGAAUUGAUACAUUUGAUUUUUCAACCCAGUUGUAAAGGAUUUUUCAUUUUUCUAUGGAAAAAUUGUACAUAGUUACAAAGCUGAAAUUUAUACAUGAAAUUUGUAAUUAUCAACAAAAUAAGAUAUGUGAAAUGUAAAAGUGAUUUUAAUACAUAUAUUUCUAAUCGUGACAUGUAGAGUGUCAUGUUAAUUAAAAUAAACUUUGUUUCUUUGAAGUUUAAAUGAAAUAUAAAGGUUUGUGGACGAGAUUAUUUGUAGUUAAGAAAUAUCUUUUGUUAUAAAGAAAUCUCUGUGAACAGUGUGCUUGAUUUUAACAUGUUUAUGAAUAUAAUAAAUUCACUUUACAUUU